CAUGUUUGCAGUAUGCAUAAAACUCCAUUGAAUGAUGGUAUUGAGGCCAAGAAUCUGUUGGAUUAUACUGUAGAAGAGGUCAAGUCUCUUCAGUCUGGACUCGCCGUUCAUCUGUUAAAUUGAGUUUCCCCUUUGUAUAGCCACCACUACAAAGUACUAUCCACUAGAUAAAGCACGAGGACUGAAAAGUGCAUUAUGGCUGGAGGUUUCCUCCCAUAUCACGAACCAGGCAUUGUCAACAUUCUCAUCCUAAUCUCCUUCUUUUUCUUCCUCUCGCUAGCGGAAUGGAUCUCCUCCAAAAUCAUCCGCGCCGGCAUCAUUGGCCAGAUCGCCGUCGGUAUCAUCUACGGAACGCCACUGGCGAACAUCCUGCAUGCAGACUGGCAAUCCACUUUCCUUGCUCUAGGUUAUAUCGGCUUAAUACUCAUCAUCUUUGAAGGCGGGCUAGGAGCCCGUCUUGACCUCCUGAAGAAGAAUUUCUUCUUGAGUAUGAUUGGCGCUGCAACAGGGGUUCUAUUUCCGAUCGGACUUUCUUACCUGCUCUUGUACUUGGGAUUCGGUUAUGGUGCUGUUGAAACCUUCAUCGUGGGAGCAUCUUUGUCUGCUACUUCUCUCGGCACUACCUUUGCUGUUAUUUCAACCGCUUCCAGCACGGUCGAUCUCGCCCAAACUCGCGUCGGAUCGAUCCUCGUAAGCGCAGCUGUCAUUGACGACGUUGUCGGUCUGGUAAUGCUAAGCGUCAUCAAUGAUCUGGGCGAACUAGGCCAAGGCCACUCUGUCAAUCUAGGCUGGCUAAUUGGCCGCCCGAUUGUAGCCUCCGUCGGCAUGGCUAUUGUAACCCCUCUGGUAACAAAAUACCUCUUUGCGCCGCUCUUCCGCCGCUAUAUCGAGUAUCACUUCGCUCGAUUCGACCACAUCUCCAACAUCAUCCUGAUGAUCUUGGUCCUCUGCGCAUUUAUCAGCAUUGCCGCGUAUACGGGGACUUCCAUCCUCUUUGGUGCGUUCCUGGCUGGUACAUUCCUAACUUAUAUCCCCAGUAAACACCCAGAUGGACCGUUUGUAGUUAUGAGCCGAGAGGAAGGCGAAAGAGAGGAGAAUAAGAGUCCGACAUUCGUGCACACUUUCGAGCGGUACCUGCUGGAUGUGCAGAAGUAUCUUAUGGAGCCGCUUUUCUUCUCGAGUAUCGGGUUCGCUAUCCCCUUUGUGCAGCUUUGGACAGGGAAGAGGAUAUGGAGGGGUAUCGUCUUUACUCUUCUGAUGCUUUUUGCAAAGCUCAUCGUUGGAAUCUGGGUCCCACUUUGGCAAAUACUUUCCGGUUCCAACAUCCUGAGCAGAAAGGUAGCAAAAGAGUAUCCUAGGGAAGAACAUUACAGCGACGAUAGCACAAAAGCAGUCUGGUCCACAGUCUGUCUCUCCGGCCUACUUCUCGGCUCGGCAAUGGUUGCCCGCGGCGAGAUCGGCCUCCUCAUUGUCGAAGUGGGGUAUAAUGAGACUUCGUACGUGAGCGAGGACGCCUUUAUUACCGCCGUAUGGGCGAUUCUGCUCAACACGGUACUUGGUCCUGUAACUGUGGGUCUGCUGGUGAAGUUUCGUGGAAAGGAGAUAGAGGAGGGGGCAUGGGGGCUUCAGGGGACUGCUCCUGCUGGUGAUGGUGAUUCAAGUAUUGAUCCCUCACUUGGUAACCUUGAAGGUUCUUUCAAGACUCAUGAUGACAUGUGUCAGACCACCAGGCAUUCCCCGGCGUACUCAUUGAACCAUUCAGGCUCGAUUUGGACCAAACCCUCCUCACCAGAUGGCCAACUUCCAGUUCCAGCUCAGCCAGCUAUCUACUUGCCAGACUAUCGGCUACUGGUAUCUAGUUUUUAUCUCAGCGACCAGGGCCAAGUCAACUCUACAGGCAGAUUUGUGGUGGAUAAGGUUCAGAGUCAACAAGCAUAG
Molecule: messenger RNA, 1938 nt
Organism: Aspergillus welwitschiae
Lineage: Eukaryota; Fungi; Ascomycota; Eurotiomycetes; Eurotiales; Aspergillaceae
Product: cation:proton antiporter
Exons: 6
Coding region: 196-1938 (580 amino acids)
Biological process (GO): proton transmembrane transport
Cellular component (GO): membrane
Molecular function (GO): antiporter activity
Source: RefSeq, a predicted model, not a curated record